GCAAUUCUACUGGUACCUGGGGCGGUGAGUCACGGCUCUCUCAUCUGAUGGGUCAUCACCUGACUGCGGUGCACCCUAAGCCCUAUUUGGGUAUACGGUCUCAAGUCCCCUCUUGACGUCACCGUGCUGCCAACUUCAACUCUUGACCGUGUUUUUGGCAAUGAAUCUCCCUACGAUACAUUUAAACCAAAUGCCCAUGAUGUUUAUACCUGCCUUUCCAGCAGUUUACCUACGAACACCGUAACAAUGGGUCGUCGCCGCCAGGCAGCCUUGUCCAAGAGUAUACAACUUGCCCUCUUCCGGAACCCCAAGACCUUUCGCAAGACAUUGAUUGGACGGUUCAUCGCGUUCUUUAGCAUAUUCUACUUGAAGCUUCUUCGAUAUGAGCCGGACAUCUUCCGAAAGCUACGAAACGAAGUGUGGGAGAUCUCCGAAGAACAAUACAGAGCUUGCUUCCUGAGUGGGGAAGAUAAGACGCUUCCUCUGCUUCCGAUGGGGGAUUUGGGCUUUUCUGGAUCUACAUUCUUCAGCACAUCGAACUCCGCAUUCCUCGUCAAAAGCCUCCCGCGGCACUUUGAACAUUCCUUUUUCCGCCAUGACCUCUUUCAACCGUACUAUGAGUACAUCAGUACCCACUCGGAUUCGAUCCUGGUAUGGAUUACCGAUUACCUGUAUGCAGCGUACACCUCGCUGGGCACACUGGUGAAGACAACCCCUGCUCAUCAUAUCAUCAUGGAGAACAUGCUGUGCGGGAAAGAGAAGGACCCGGCAGGCGACAAGUGGGAGACAUAUGAUCUGAAACCGAUCGACUAUUUCUACCCCGAGCGGGAUCUGGUCCCCGAACCGUUCGUCAGCCAAGAAACCUUAAGUCGACUAGCCGACGAGUUUCCAGAUAAGCUCCGCCUGACUCAAUCAGACUACGAAGAAAUGAAACAGAUAUUAGAAGCCGACACUGCAUUUCUAGCAUCGGCGAAUGCGGUGGAUUACUCCCUGUUUCUGAUUCGUUUUCCCACAUCCUCUAACCCUGAUGUGAUGGGGAAAAGGAGCAAGUGGCGUAUUGGCGUGACUUCCACGGAUGGGAAGUGGAGGUAUCGCGCCGUUCUCUUGGAUUUCUUCUGGGCCAAGCAUAAACUACACGCGCAGGCGAUGACUGGAGUCAUCCAGACCUUCAAUGUCGUUGGCCGUCAAGGCCCGAUGACGAUCACCACCACAGCGAAUGAGUAUCGAGAGAAGUUCCUAGCUUUGGUAGAUUCCAUCAUGGAGGUUUCUGAAUCUUAGCAUCAUUCGUACAGUACUAGCAAUGGAUAUUGAUUAUGUAGACACAAAGGACAGCAGGAAUAAACAAAAUCUUCGUUUCACAUUUUAGGUAUCAUGCGUACUUGAAUGGCCGUGGAAACCUUUCAAGUGAGUACAUCAUCUAAUUCUAUCGUCCCCAGUAAUUAGGGUACUUUCCAGGGCCAGCACUAAUAUAGCAUAGCAUGUCUUGGAUGUGGAACCACCGAGCAUCGACCCGAGC
Messenger RNA from Aspergillus alliaceus, 1516 nucleotides. Its product is annotated as phosphatidylinositol phosphate kinase family protein. Gene Ontology annotation, biological process: phosphatidylinositol metabolic process. NCBI's taxonomy places the organism in Eukaryota, Fungi, Ascomycota, Eurotiomycetes, Eurotiales, Aspergillaceae. The record is from RefSeq and is a predicted model, not a curated record. The transcript is spliced from 2 exons. Gene Ontology annotation, molecular function: phosphatidylinositol kinase activity. The coding region runs from base 247 to 1278 and encodes 343 amino acids.